UUGGAAAGAUGAGAAAGGACCCACUGUGGGGCAACUCAGUGAAGCUGAAGAUGUCUGCAAUUUCAUUUUGGUCUAUCCCAGUUAGAAGAGCUUUUAUUGUGAUUUUUAAGCUUGGUGCCAUCAGCCCCAUGUGAACAAAUCAAAACAAAAAGCACACUGGGUAUUAGAAAACAAAAUGCCAAGGAAGAAGAAAACUGGUGGGAGUCCUUCUCAGAAGAAUGGCAAUUCUGACAGAACUGCUAUUGCUGUAUCCCAGGGGGACCCAAGCCACUUAGUGGCACAAGCAAUGCAUUAUGUCAAUAAGGAAGAGCUCUUCAACAGCAUGUCGGAGAUGUUUUCUGACCUAGAUCCUAGUGUGGUUUAUAUGGUUCUGUCUGAAUGUGAUUUUAAAGUAGAAAAUGCUAUGGAUCAUCUUCUAGAGCUGUCCACCCAUGCCAAAGGAGUAGCAUCUUCAAAAACCUUGGGUUUUGAUUUAGCAGCAUCAUCAUUACCUCUUGUUAAUCAGCAAAGAUCUAUUGAAAAUGAAAGAAUGAGGGAAUGUACUGGAGCACAUAGUUAUUCUGGAGCAGCAAGAGAAGAGAUCCUAUCACCUGGUGUGCAGCUGACUGGAGACCUGAAUUCCUUACUAGAAACUGCCUUUCAGAAUUACAGCUUGAGUGAGGAAUUUCCUAAUUCUGCAGAUGACCAAAUAAUACCUGAGCACCCUGUGGAACACAAUGGUUUUACCAAAUUUCCCGAGUGGGAAAUAUCUGAUUCGGUUUGCAAUGCCCUACUUUUUCCACAGCAAGCAGAGACAAAUAAUGUGGUUUUAGAAAACUCCUGCUGUUCCCAGCCACCAGUGAGUCAGCUGAGCGUCCAGACAAGCUCACCAUCUUCAUCAGGCAGUUUUGCACAGAUACUGGAAGAUUCUGAUUUGUUGGAAAUACAUGUUCAGCAUGAUGUGGCUUCAGAAGUAUAUAAACUAUCAAAUGGAGAAAUAAGUGAAAAUUCUGAUCAGACACAAGAUACUCUUUUGGAUCAAAGUAGUAUGACUGCUGCUUCUUGUGGGUCCUCCCAGAGACCUAUGGAACUUGGAGUAGCUGUUACUGGAGAUCCUAAUUCAAGGUGCCUGGAACAACAUGAAGAUGCAGUGACUGCCUUUAGCAGCUACCAGAGUGCUUCUCUUCCAGAGGCGUAUAUCUCUCCUGAAACAUCCAGUUUCCAAACACAAAAGCCUGCAGAUACUCAGCAAACUCAGCAGGGUUAUAACGUACAUUUUUCUACACCAUCAGGUCAAUCUCAACAGCACUGGAAUCUCAUGGCUCCCGUGUUUUAUCCAUCCAGUGGAAGUCACAGCUUUGUAAUUCCUGUGGCUGCCGGUCCAGGGCAGUGGAGACCUGUUUCUAACUCUAGAACUUCGGAAAAAGGACUUUUUCUUUCCUCCCCAGUGGUUUCAAAUGCCUGGGAUGGCAACCCUUCUCUGAAGGUAUGGGGAAAUCAAGAUAGAAACUCACAAUUGAACCUCUCGCAAGCACAGCAACCACGUUUUUGUCACAUGAUGAGAAACAAGAUGCAACUUAUAGGUCAAGUACUUGUCCUUCUCAGAGGUGUUCCAGGAUCAGGAAAAUCAUAUUUGGCAAGGAAUUUGCUUGAGGAUAAUCCAGAUGGAAUCAUCCUUAGUACUGAUGAUUACUUUUACAAACAUGGACAAUACCAUUAUGACCCUGAUUGUUUAGGGGAAGCACAUGACUGGAACAGGAAACGAGCCAAAGAAGCAUUUGAAAUGAGAAUCUCUCCUAUAAUAAUUGACAACACAAACAUACAAGCAUGGGAGAUGAAGCCUUACGUUACUUUGGCUCAGCAAUACAAAUACAAAGUAAUGUUCCGAGAACCAGACACUUGGUGGAAGUUUAAACCAAAAGAACUUGAAAGGAGAAACAUUCAUGGUGUAUCUAAAGAAAAGAUCAAAAAAAUGUUGGAACGGUAUGAACGCUGCCUUACUGUUAGAUCAAUAUUGGAUUCUUCAGUCCCAGACAAAUCAGAAGCUGCUGGUUGGAGUGAAGAUCCUUGUCAGGAGGAAAGCCAGAGAAAGCGAGAGGUACAUUCUGGUGUAAAGGAAGAAUGUUUUGCUUCUGAGGUGGAGCCUAUUGAAUUAACUGAAGUUGAUAAAACUUCGCCAAGUGUUUCUCUAACAUUAGAAAGUAGUUGUGAUCCUGAGCAUUUUCAUAAAGAGGAAAAAGAAAUGGAAGAUAACUCAGUGGAACCCAAUUCUGAGAACAGCACUGUUCAAGAUGACUUGGAAAUUAAUUCAUCAGAUUGCACCAAAAAAGAGCAGCCCUUGGAGAAGAAAGAAGAAAAGGUAUUAAAACCAGAAGAAACUGAAGCAGAAAUGGAUGAGGUAGAUGUGAUCCCAGCUGAAGAGACUGUGAACUUACACACAGGUGGAGCUGAGGAACACAGUGAUAACAGCAGUUUCAAAGCUCAAACUGCAGUUGAACAAUUGGAUGAAGCAUGCAUGGAACCAAAAUCAAUACAAACGAGUAACACAGUGGAACCAAGCAGUUUGGCUUUUGAUGCAUCAGGAAAACCAGAACUGCUAAACUUUCUGGGUGACUGGCCCGUGGAACAAACAAUGGGACAGAGAGUCAAAAGAUCUAGAAGACUAGGAAAAUCUCUGAAGAGUGAUAAAGAAGGUGAAAAUCCCAGUCAGCAGCAUUCUGAGAUAGGUGAAGAGCAAGUAGGCUUGCUUGAGACAUCUGCUGUUGAGAAAGGGCAUGAGGACAAAAGUCUACCCUGUAGCUGUUACUCUGUUAGUUCAGAUACACCAGAAUUACAAAUGUUAGGAUAUUGGCCUGUCUCAGCCUCAUUAGAACAGAGACAACAAAGGCCAAUGAGAAUGAGAAAGACAAAUUUAAAUCAGGGUGAUGAAGACAGAAAUACUGAAGAUGACACUGAUAUGAAUGCUCUUGAAACUCUACAUGCUAUUCACGGGUCGCCUGUGAACACUGGAGAGCAACCAGAUAUAAGAAGCUUGCCUGUGCACCAAGAGGAAAUAGUAGCUAGUGAAACUGUAAGUGAGGAAAAAUCCCAGCAAAGUAAGAGAACAAGAAAACAUCACAAAUUAGCCCUAACUUUUACAAACAGCAGCUUGCCACAUCCCAGAGAAGAGGACCACUUGUCUAAACUUAACGUGGCAGAAGAGAAACAGGACACAAACUUUCGUAGGCAUAAAAGUAGCCAUUCACAGACUGAAUCACAGGACUUUGCUGUCCUGUGGAGAUUAGAAAAGAAAAUGCUUUAUCCUGAGGCAGCAAAAGUAUUGCAUGGCAGGCUAGAUGGCUUCAAACCCAAAGAUACAGAUAAUGUCUCAGAUUCUCAGGAAAAAAUACCCUAUCGAGUUACGUAUGAUAAAAGCACUUUUGUGGAGGAAAGUGAGCUUAUCAAUAUUGAUGAGUCUGAAAAACUAGAUAUGCUCUGUAAGCUCUUUGAGUCUGUUUCGUUUGAAGCUCUGAAAGAUCUUUAUGAAAGAUGUAACAAAGACAUAGACUGGGCCUCAGGUCUAUUGUUAGACUCUGAUGAAAAGUUACGUAAAGCUGUUGAUACUGAAAGCAUUCAGGUAAGUGAAGCUGAGCCAGUGGUCGCAGACCUUGAUUUCAAGGCAAGUACAAACUGUGAUGAGAAUCUCAAAGACUGCAAACAAACUCCACAAGUACUUGGGGCUGGUGAUAUCUUUGAGGCUUUAGAAGACAAGGACUCAUCACUCAGUAUUACAGAAAGUAGGGCUGCCAAGACAGCUGUGACAAGUGCUGAUAUGUCUGACUCAUUCACUGCUACCUCAUUGAAUAAUUUUGUGGAAUUGAAAAAUUCUGUGGAUUCAGCCCCUAGAACUGUCACAAGCAAUUCAGCAGCAGGUAUCAUUGAGCUGUCUGUUUCAAGAAAGCAGAUGGGAGAGAGUGAGAGUCCUCCUGAAGAAACUGUAAAUAAGCCAUCACUUUCACAACUUGAUGCAGGUUUGCCUCAUGAUCCUAAAUCAACUUCUGCCAAUUUGAAAUCUGAAUUAAUCAAUGAAAGUGACAGUAACCCUUCAGAAAGCAAUGCUGAAAAUUCCAAAGGAGCUGGUUUGUUACUGGAAAUGGAUUAUGCACCUCUGGUUGGUCCUAGGAGCAAUAAAGAACUGGAGAUGGAUAAAAAAACUCAGGAGAAUUCCAGGGAAAUGUGUGGUAAAGAAGAAAUUGAAACUCCAAGCUGGGCUGCAACUAAAGCCAAGAGACAAAGCCCUAUACCAGCAUCACAUGCAGCCUUCAGCAUAGAUUGCCUAGAACUAACAUUGCCUCCUGAACUGGCACUCCAGCUGAAAGAGAUAUUUGGGCCUGUUGGCAUUGAUGCAGGUUCACUAACUGUUGAAGAUUGUGUGGUUCAUAUUGAUCUGAAUUUGGCAAAAGUGAUUCAUGAAAAAUGGAAAGAAUCUAUUCUGAAGCGUCAGAGGAGAGAUGAAUCGUGUAAGUUGUCUGCAGAUGUGAUUCAGCAGUUAGAUACAGAUGACUCAGAAGUGUUGCUAUCUCAGAAUGCAGACAGCAAAAUGCAGACAAAAACAUCGAGCUCAGCUGCAGACACAUCUCGAGAUAUUCAGACUAAAACCCCAGCAACAUCGGACGUUUUUCCAUUUAUGGACCACUGGAAUGCUCAGAUUCAGAAAGUUUCUCUCAGACAAAUAAUUUCUGAAGAAAUAGCAAUCCAGGAGAGGGAGGACCUGAAUCGCAUUCCUUCUACAGCUAGAAAAGACUGUGCUGCUAAACUAAAGGAGAAGCAACUUUUUGAGAUGUUUCCAACUAUGAAUCAAAAUUUCUUAAUGGAUGUCUUCAGGGACAACAACUACUCUUUAGAACAAACGGAACAGUUUCUGAACUGUGUUCUGGAGGCAGAUCCUGUACAAACAGUUAUAGCUCAAGACAGUGCUCAGCAAAAUGAAAUUGUUUCUUCCUACAGUGCUGCAAAAAACCGUGAGAAGAAGGCAAAAAAAAGUAAGGAAGAGGAUGAUCCUUUAUGCGAAAUGUUUCAAGACUUUGACUAUCCACAAUAUGAUGAUUUAAGAGCAGAAGCUUUUUGUCACCAGCAAAAGCGACAGGAAUGUUUGAAAAAGGCUGGGGAGGCCUAUCGCAUGGGUAUGAAGCCUGUGGCAGCUUUUUAUGCACAUCAGGGUCGCCUUCAUGAGCAGAAGAUGAAAGAAGCUAAUCAUGCUGCUGCUGUGCAAAUCUUUGAGAGAGUAAAUACCUCCUUGCUGCCCAUGAACGUGUUGGAUUUGCAUGGUCUCCAUGUGGAUGAAGCUGUGAAUCACUUGUCCAGAGUGCUGCAGGAAAAAAGUGAAGAGUACCAGCAGACUGGUGGUAAACCAUAUCUCAUUGUUAUCACGGGGAGAGGAAGCCAUAGUCAGGGAGGAGUCGCUCGCAUCAGACCAGCAGCUAUCAGAUACCUCACAAGCCACAACUUCAGGUUCACAGAAAUAAAACCAGGCUGCCUGAAAGUCAUGCUGAAUUGAAGAGUUGUGGAAAGAGGUAUAUAGACACUGAGGUGUCAGAUGACUGCUGGGUAACAGAAAAAACCCCCGUGUUUCGAACAACUGCACUGGAAUUUUGUAAUCUGUUUUAAAAGAUGAUGUUUUAUUAGAACUGGUCUCAAUUUACAGCAAGUGGAUUUGCCAGUAUGUUUCCAAUAAAUGUUUGUGUGGAAUAGAUAAUUUUUUGAACCUGCAAAAGGAAGAUAUUUAAAAGGAUUUGAAAUCUCAGAAAUGCAGAUUAAGAAUUUUGCUUCGAAAUAACAAGUUUUUAAGGGAAGUUAAGGUACAAUUUUUAAUAUAACUGUCUUCUUAGCAUACCUGCCCUGUCUUUUGACCCUUGCACAUUUUGAUUGCUGUGGCUUCUGUACUUCUAAAACAUGUAUUAUAUUGUACCAAGUUAUUUUGUACUUCAGAACUUUGUGCUAAACCCUUCAGAAGAGCAAAGGAGAAGCUGAAAUUGGGCAACUACUGAUAUUUCAAAUCCAGUUACAUCUGAGUGCUGAGUAUUUCCGGGUUUCUUCAAAAAUCUGGUGUUGUUUUAGUGGUUAUGUUAUGAUGGGUUGACCAGUUCUGUUAUCCUUACUUCAUUCUAAACUUCUCCAGCUAUUGAAGGAAGUUGCAUAUAAGGCCUGUGCAUUAAGGCCAGCUAUGUGUUUGGUAAUUUGGCAGAUUUAGUGUGAUCUCUUAAGGGGAAAAACACAUUGCUGUUAUUCUGGAGAUCCACCUACUGGAUUAAAAUUGUUUCUUACUUUGUGGCUUUUUAAAUGCAGCAAAUGCAGUACUGUUUCACUUUACAAGUGUCUAAUAAUGAUUUCUUCAUUUUCUGUGUAUUGUUUGGUGAUUUCCUUGUAGAAAAUAUGAUAAUGAGACAUUUUAAAUGUAUUUUCAACAUCAAAAUGAAUGCUAAUAUUGCAGUAAUAAUUGCCUAACUGGAAAAUCUGGUAGUACAAAAGUUACUCUUGAUUUUGGUGGAGUUGCAUCAGCAUCUAGAAAUACUCAUGUAAAAAACCAAAACAACAUAAAAAAACCCCAAACAAAACCAUUCAAAAAUUAAAUAAGAACAUCUGUACUUAGGCAAGUGUUUCCAGUAAACAAUCAGAACACUUUUUAAGUAGAAAUCUUCUAGAAUGCAUUGCUAUUUUUAUUUACAUCUUUGCCUCCUGAAAGGCAUAUAAAUUUUUGUUGUAAGGCUUUUUCAGAACAGGUGUGAGUUGUGUAUUAGGAAUAAUAUUAAUAUAUAGGGAUUAAUAUGAGGAGUUUUUAAAUUUUUAAGCACUUUGCAGUAAAUUUUAUCCAGGGCAUGCACAUAGUUUGUGCAUAUCUGUGUGCAAGUUCUGCAAUUUGUAUGCAUGAGUACUAAUAAACAAAGAACUUCUGUGAGAAAAGCUGUCCACGGAAAUAGGUUGCACUUGAAAACGUGUCUGCCUAAGUUGCUGACAGGCUGAAAGACGUGAUGUUUCCUGAAUAUAUCUGUAUUUACUCUGAUACAUACACAGUGAAUAUGAUGCAUGGUAGACUCAAAAAUGAGUUUGUCGUGCUUCAGCAGAUACAGUACUCUUUCCUUGGUGAUUUCAAGUGGAAGAAUGGCUUGAGUAAUACUUAAUCAAAGGGGCUCUUUCUGUAAUACCAGACUGCCAUAAUAAGUUCUAUAUUUUUUCUGGGUGGUUAGUUCAUCUGAAUUAUGUCCUUUCUCUGUUUCCUUCUCUCUGCACUGCUCUGGGAGUCAGUGGGUGAAAUACAAAAGAUCUGUGAUCCCCACAUAGCGCUAACAGAACUAUUUCUGAUGCUGCAUGAUGUCCUGUGUGGUGAAGUCUACACUCCAUCCUCUGUGACAGUGCUUAAAAUGGACUGAGAUGCCAUUUAGGCACUUGGCCUCACGACAGUAGUUCAGACUAUCAGCUGUACAGGGUUGCAAAUGCUAGAAUUACCUCAGCGGAGCCAAAAUCUUUGUUUUGGACCAAGGAGCUUCCUUCUGUUCCUGAACAGGUUUUCCUCAGUGCUGCUUUUAUAACAAAUGGAGUUGCAGCUCUCUGGGACAACUCUUUGUAGUAUAGUCCCUGUUGGUUGGCUUGAGUGGCUGUUGUGUGUUGAGCUGCUUGGGUGCCCAAUCCCUACAGAGAUGUGCCUGUUAACAAGGGAGUGCCAACACUUCUGGUUGUUGGGAGGCAGCCUGAUUCACUCAGCAUAUUCGCACCAUUCCCGACAUGGACAAAGACAGAUUAGAUCUUAGUUCAAAAGACAAGCAGAAAAAGUUGUCUGUCUUGCCCAUCUGUUCAUCAUAAUCCAGUUGACAACUUUACCCUGGAGAUGGGAAACACAGCUUUUUGCCUUCUUCUGUCUCAGCAAGUGGAUGAUGAUGAUUGCUUGACUCUCACUUCCCCAGAAAAUGCUCUGGCCAAUGUGCUUAGGAAUAUUUUUGAAGCUGCCAUUUCCUCUUUCAGAAUUACCAUUGCACGCUAAAAGUGCAAGCUUAAGAGGACAAAAGGGAUUAAAGAAUUAAAAGUGCAUAAACAGUCUGGAAGUGGGCUAGGACUUUUCAGAAAGGAGCUGUUCUGGAGAGCUUCAGUGUCCUUUCAUAUUACUUUUUCAUCCCUUAGUCCUAUUUGGAUAAAUACAUUAAAAACGUUCAGGGUAAAAUCAGCUUUACCUAGUGCUAGGAGAAUUCUUCUCCAUUCUGUCAAAGUCAGCAGAGAAGCACACACAGUUCAAGAGCAGUUUGGAAUAUUUUUCUCUCUUCCUCCUCUGAAUGCCCUGUCUGGUGUAGACGGGUCAUUCACCUAGCAUGUAUUGUUUGACUACCAGCUGAACUUGGAUGGAGAUAAUGGCUUAAAAUCAUAACACUGACAAAACCAAUCUUGCCUCUGUUGAAAAUAAUGAAGCCUCUAUCAGCUUCAGCAACUCAAAACGAGGCAUUGCAGUUCUGACUCAGAGAAAAUACAAUGGUCCUCUGAAGGAUCUCUAGCACGUGCUUAAAAGCUGUGCUGAGCUGGAUUCAGAAUAGGUCAGAAGAUCAGUGCACAGAGUAGAAAUAAGUAGAGUUUUAUCAGGAAGGAUCUCCGUGCCUUCACCUGCUCGCCAAUAUUCUAGAAAAACAACACUGGAGUUCUUGUAUUUCUCUGACUGAUUUUAUAAUAUGUCCUUGGAUGAAUUCUUUGAAAUACAAUUAUUUCAAAAUGGUAUUCAAAUAGGUUACAUUUUAGAAGUUCCAGCUGUUCUGAUGUCUCUUGCAGUUACAUCAGUGAGAAUCCUGAAGUACUGUGUAAAUUCUGUAUCACCUUAAAAUUAAAAUAGCAGUAUUACCACCAGCACUCUAAAAUAAUGUGCAACUGUUAAAAUACCUAUUUUGUGUACCACUUUCUAUUCUAUUCUUCAACAGCAUGUGAUUGUGAUGAAUGGUGGCCUUUAAUAUGUGACUUUUUGAGUCUUUUACAAAACAUUUUAAUAGUUACCCCAAGUUUUAAUUUCAGAGAAUUAUAAUUUUUUAAUAUACAAAACUGUUGCUCGUGCUAGCAUUGAUGAGUGCUCUUACAGUUUAAAAAAAAAAAGGCCAGAGGUGCAAUGAAGAAAGUUGUCUGAAGCAAUGUGACUUUGAAAGCAUUUCAGUUGAUUGUGACAGUAGUAGGGCAAAAAUUUAUUUUUCAAAAUAUUUCAGGAUACCUGGACAAUACUUAAUGACUUUGGCUUUUGCUUUUUAAUAUCAUGUGGUACAUCCCCCUCAAAACCCACCCAAAGCCCAACUGUUGAUGCUAUUUCAGCUAAAUAAACUCUGCAGAGGAUUAAAUGACUAGACGUGAAUAUGCAUGUGAAAACACCUAGUAUUGCAGCUACCAAUUGUAAAAGCUGUUAGGACCAGUACAUUGGAAGAUACAAAUUUCUAUUUUUAAAUUAAAAUAAAAAUGAUUUUUUAUUUGUAUAAAGUUGUACU
Molecule: messenger RNA, 9458 nt
Organism: Cinclus cinclus
Lineage: Eukaryota; Metazoa; Chordata; Aves; Passeriformes; Cinclidae
Gene: N4BP2
Product: NEDD4 binding protein 2
Exons: 17
Coding region: 176-5515 (1779 amino acids)
Molecular function (GO): ubiquitin binding
Source: RefSeq, a predicted model, not a curated record